GGGCUGCAUACACACACACACACACACACACACACACACACACACACACACACACUUCCCACGCAGCCUCUCUCUCAUGUUUCCAUCAUUCUCCCACAGAUUCAAUAUUUGGGCCUCGUGCUAAAGAAACGGUGUGAGUCACAGCAGCAGUUUCAGGAGAGCCGAUAAAGCUUCUCACUGCUGGUUGUGGUUGAUUUGUGGCAUUUAAAAUACUACACACACACACACACACACACACACACACACACACACACACACACACACACACACACACACACACACACACCAUCUUAUCUCUCCUCCUCCUCUUUCUGGAAUUUAAAUGAGCUUCCAAAGGCAGCAGAUUUUCUGAAUAUACGCUCUGUAAAUAUUAUGCAAAGAUAUGACAAACAUUAAGGGGCAAAUCAGGUAGAGCUCUGUGUUUAUGGAAAUAUGAAAAAUAUAUCAAUCUAAAUUCCAUAUGAAUACUAUGUUAUUCCCUUAAGGAAUUUUAACCUUUUUGUUUAUUUUACAGAUCUUUUUUCAUUUGAUAUGUUUUUUAUUAUUUCUCACCUGCUGGUGUGAAGCCAAAGAUAACAUGUAACUAACAUGUCACGCUAUGUUUCUGUUGAAAAUACAAGUAUAGAUAUUCUGGGCUCAUUGUCUGAUGUUGUGGUUCCGUCUUUCCUUCCAUCCUCCUCCUCCUCCACCUCCUCCUCCUCCUCCUCCUCCUUUUCUUCAUCCUCUUCCACUCCGUCUCCUCGCCCUGGUCCUCGUCUACCUGCUGUACCUCCUCCUCCUUUUCUUCAUCCUCUUCUCCUCCGUUCUCCUCGCCCUGGUCCUCGUCUACCUGCUGUACCUCCUCCUCCGUCUCUCCAGCAGGACUCUGAGGGCGAUGUGGAGGCUUCGACCGGCUCAGACUCAGUGACUCAGAGCGCCGGCGGUGGAGCGUCAGCAGCAGCGGGCCCGUCCCUGAGAGGGAGACCACACCACCCAACAACGUCGAAAGUCGCUUACUUCAAGAGGAAAUAUGCGGAGGAGGAGGAUGUACACGGAGGCCUACAUGGAUAUUUUCAAAAACACCUGAUACUGCAGGAGGACCGGAGCUGCAUCCUGAAGCUGUCCCUGGAGAAGCUGAGGUUCCUGGAGGACCCCGAGGCCUACCUGAGGCGCUCCGUCCUCAUCAACAACCUGCUGAGGAAGAUCCACCAUGAGGAGGAGGAGCUGGAGGCCAGAGAGGAGGAGGAGGAGGUAGAAGAAGAAGAGGAGGAGGAGGUGGGAGAGAGGGGGCUUCUCUACCCCGGACAGGAAGAGGGUGAAGGUGCUGGUGAUGGGCUGCUGCUCCCCGGCGUUCGGCCUGGAGGAGCUGCAGCACUGCCGGCUGGUGCCCUGUUGCCCGUACGGCCUCCCCCCGACCCACCGGGUCCUCCUGUACCACCCGGACGACAACGGCUGACGUAG
Gasterosteus aculeatus aculeatus (three-spined stickleback) is the source of this 1440-nucleotide messenger RNA. The record is from RefSeq and is a predicted model, not a curated record. NCBI's taxonomy places the organism in Eukaryota, Metazoa, Chordata, Actinopteri, Perciformes, Gasterosteidae.